Molecule: messenger RNA, 969 nt
Organism: Cynara cardunculus var. scolymus (artichoke)
Lineage: Eukaryota; Viridiplantae; Streptophyta; Magnoliopsida; Asterales; Asteraceae
Product: protein N-terminal glutamine amidohydrolase
Exons: 6
Coding region: 106-777 (223 amino acids)
Cellular component (GO): cytosol; nucleus
Molecular function (GO): protein-N-terminal glutamine amidohydrolase activity; protein-N-terminal asparagine amidohydrolase activity
Source: RefSeq, a predicted model, not a curated record
CAAAGACUAUUUAAGACCCAGCUUUCGUAUCCAAAGAUUCAACCCCAGCAAAUCACAAUAAUAAGGAAUCAAGUACUGUGUGUGGAUUAGUGAAGAUCAAAUAGAAUGAUGGCAUCGAAUCUGGAUUCAGCUUCUUCCAAUUCCUCCGAUGUUUCUCAAUUUCAGCAUACCCCUUCUUACUGCGAAGAAAAUGUCUAUUUGCUCUGCAAGAAACUAUGUGCGGAUGGAGUAGCUGAUGUAUCUGAUCUCUUUGUUGUCUUCAUUUCUAAUGAGAACAAGCAUAUCCCGUUGUGGCAUCAGAAAGCUAGCCAUAGAGCUGAUGGGAUAAUUAUAUGGGAUUACCAUGUCAUUUGCAUCCAGAGACGGAAAGAAGGAAAGGCUGUGGAUCUGGUAUGGGAUUUAGAUUCAUCUCUCCCAUUUCCGUCAACCCUACCAUCCUAUGUUUCAGAAAGCAUCCGACCAUCUUUCGAGCUAUUUUCUGAAUUUCAGAGGGUCUUCCGUAUAGUGCAUGCUCCACUAUUUCUCCGUUAUUUUGCCUCUGAUAGGAGACACAUGAAGGAUUCAGAAGGAAAUUGGACGUCUCCUCCACCGGAGUACCAAGUCCUAGUAGCUGAAGACGGAACUGUGCACAACCUAAACGAGUACAUAAACAUGUCCACAAAAGACGUAUUGGAAGAUGUAGGAGAUGACUCCGUCAAUGCAGUUUUUACCAAACAAUUCGGCGUACUAGUAGGCGAGAGCCAGUUGGAGCAAUUCUUCUCUUACAUUUCACGGUAAUUGGGGCCCUUGUUUGCAUUCUGCUGCAACAUUGCACCAUUUUCUGAUGCUUAUAUGAAAAACAUGUAUGUGAGCGAAAUAAUUUGAUUGUAAAUCGUUUUCUAGUUUCACCAAGAAUGAGUUUUGUGUUUCUCAUGGUAGUGUUGGGGAAUUGGGUUCUGUGGUUGAAUAUAACUUGGAUGUUUUUAUAGA